AAUUUUAGUACCUAAGUCGAAAUGGCGAUCACACACAUCUUUUCUCUAAAUGUCGUUUUAGUGAUUUUAGUCCAAAAGACAGCUUGUAUUACAAUAUCUGAAGGAAAUACAUACAGCAGAUCUUGUUCAUCGGGGUACUAUCUCGAGAUCACUUCUGCGAGGUGGUACUGUAACGAUAUUUGGUAUUCCAACUCAUUGACAGUGACAUCUCGUGUCAAUUCAAACUGUAAUUACCAGACUUCGUGUACUCUAAGGGCUGAGGACAGUUGGCUAGGAGGCGACCCUUGUCCAUCAUAUUCUAAAUAUCUAAACUGGGCCGAUACCUGCAAGUCUUUUUGGGGAAGCUGGGGAUCUUGGUCCGCUUGCCCCGGAGACUGUACCACCCACAACCUUGUCCGGUACCGGACCUGUGUCAAGCCAAGUGGCGGGUGUGGAUCAGCGCCAGCAGAUUAUAUCCCAUGUAAAAGACUCGGGUGUUACUCAUCGUCGGACAUCAGCAGAAGUACCCCCGAUAACAAGGUGUACUACAGUCUGACCACCGACUGUUUCGUCGCCACUGGACGGACAUCCGUCGCCUUUAGAGCAAGGGCAAACAAUGACGUCCAUAUUGCCUUGGCUAGUGAAGAUAGCUCAUCGAGUGGUACCCAUUAUGAAAUUAUCAUCGGUGGCUGGGGUAACACGCAGUCUACAAUUAGAUUCGCCAUUGGCGGAACUGCCUGUGUUUACCAAUCUGGUUCUUACCUGACUCAAACUUAUUUCGACGAAUUUUGGUUUUCUUGGACCGGAAAUUAUGUCCGUGUAGGCACUGGAAGCUCACCUGGAAGUGGCAUUUUCAUGAGCUGCUAUCAUUCAACACCAUAUACUGUCAACUUUAUUUGGAUAAAAACGGGAUAUGGAUCAUCAGGAGAAUGGAGGUUUCCUAAUGAUGUUGCAUGUUCACACGUUACUAACAGCUAUGUCAGCAUUACGACUGAUGAUACAUCCUGCAACGGACGAAGUUACUAUGCUUGCAAUACGGGAUACAAACAGGUCGCAGGAAACACACAGCGUACAUGUGGAUUUGGUGGAAUUUUGUCUGGGUAUCCACUAGUCUGCUCUACUUCGACAUGUAAAAUCGACAUAGUGUUCAUCGUUGAAGCGUCGGCCUACACUUCUUCGAUUCAUUCAGCAUUAAUGACAACUAUUGGCGAUUUGGCGGGUAGUCUACAAAUUUCUACAAGUAAUAUUUUAGCUGGAGUCAUUACAUAUGACGAUACUGUGGAGCUAAACAUCGACCUCAAUGACUACUACUAUUCCGCUUCGACACUGGAUAGCUCCAUUACAUCAAUACCAAUAUCAAACGCAGCAUCUACCGUAAACCUGGCUGAAGCUCUGCGAGUAGGAUUUUACGACUUCUUCACAUUAUCCAAAGGAAACAGAUUCACAGCUUUCAGACAUUUUGUUGUGAUUGCAAAAACAUAUUCUUCGCAGACAGGUGCCACAGUGGCCGAUCAAAUCAGAAUGAAUUUGAAAAAUCAGCUUUUCACCAUAGGUAUUUCUCCAUCUGCUUCCUUAAUCACGGACUUGAAAGCAAUUGCGGGUGACGACAGCAGACAUUUCGAAGUUAGUUCUACAGAUGGUCUGUAUAACCAAUUCAACAAUAUUCUUCAGAAAAUUGCUGUUUGUCCCGAUGUAACAUUUGAGACUAUGACGGUUGAAUGUGAGCUUGAUAUCGUAUUUAUAGUAGAGAGAUACAAUCUACGAUACACCAAAAGAUUUCUGGCGGAGUUGAUGGACAAUAUAACUAUUUCAAGUACUGGCAUUAAAGUCGGUAUGGUUUUAUUUGAUUCUGGUGCGUCAACUGUAUUUAGACUAAACUCUUACACUUCCUCUGAAUCUGUUCGAAGUGCCAUAGAAUCGAUCUCGGAGACGAAUCAGACAGACCAUUUGGUAGACAAGGGAUUGAUAGAAGCCCGGGACAAUGUGUUUACGGCCGCUAGAGGUGAUCGAACAGAUGCAAGUAACUACUACGUGAUUAUUGUUGGACCAUUCGAAAGUUAUCCGGAAGCUGUAGCAAAGGACAUAAGGAGUAGUGGGAGCAACUACAUCUUUUCUAUUCAUAUAGGUAAUCAGUACCAGACCGAAUACCAGAAGGCCGUUGAUACAUGUGGAGACUACACCAAGUAUACAAAUGUGGAUUCUUACGAAAACCUGAUUAACAUUAAAAAUGAUAUCCUCCAAAAAAUCACAUCAUGUGAGAGCGUGAACAUUACAAUUCCAGACUGUCCAUUAGACAUUGUUUUCAUCAUGGAGGAUACAGAUGAACUAAGUGCCACAGAUUUUAAUGACAUGAAAAGCUUUUUCGUAAGUUUGGUAUCUCGUAUGAUCAUCGGAGACACGGCAAUUAAGAUAGGGGUAGUGACGUACGCCGAUGGGGCCACCACUGCUUUCCCGCUGAACCAGUACUCUACAGCCAAUGGAGUCAUUAUGGGAAUCACUAACAUUAACCAGGGAAGUAAUGCCUACAACAGGAGCAGCCGUUACGUGGAUAGAGCCCUGAAAUAUAUCCAGAUGGAAUUCUUUACCACAGGGAAUGGUGACCGUUCAAACGCCGCCAACUACUACAUCCUUCUGACUGGUGGACCGUCUGCCGGAAACAAAGCUGCUGCAUUUGGAUCAGCGAUCAGAUCCAUAGCCUCCAGUAAUCUAUUCAUUGUUGGCGUUAACAUUUCCUCGAGUGAUGUCCCUGAAUUUCUUGAUACCGUGGAUGAUGACAAAUACCUGAAGGCCGUCAACUUUUCUGUUCUUCAAUGUAUCAACGAUGUGGUCGUUCCCAAUAUCACUCAGUGUCCAGACUCGGUCACCCCGGCUAGUUUAGUCUCUCCAAGUUGCCAACUUGAUAUAGUUUUCAUCAUGGAAAAGACAGAAACGUCCUCCCAUGAGAACUACGUGUUCCUGAAAAGUUUCUUCUCCAACAUAGCACUACAGCUGGAUGUAUCCAGUAGCACUAUACGUAUUGGAGUCGUUACGUACGACACAGAUGCGUACACAACAAUUGCCCUGGACGCCUACAUGACGCCUACAGAUAUCAGCUACCAGAUUCUGAAAUUAGCGGAAGGUACAGGCAAAAGAAACAUGAUCGACACCGCAUUGGUUCACACCAAAAAUAACUUCUUUACAGCAGCUAAUGGAGACCGUGCGAGCGCUGCUAAUUAUUACGUGUUCGCCAUAGACGGAGUAAGAAGUGGCGCCUCUAUCCAGGCGGAAUAUAUAAUGAAAGGAUGGCCCAGCACAGUGUUUGCUAUUGAUAUAAACAGUGGUUAUGAAAAAGAGUAUAGAAGAACAGCGGGGGAUAAUAGUCGAUAUUUUUAUGCAUCUUCUUAUGCGAAUUUAUCCGCCAUCGAAUCUGACGUCAUCGCAGCCAUUACGAAAUGUCCUGUGCCUCAACCAGUGACUACAACUGAUGGUUCUCUCAUGUUCGCCGAUGUCUCUGCUCCCUGCCUGAACAGUCUCAUCUAUCUUUACCCUGAAGACCUGACAGAAGGAAAAGACGGCGGACAAAAUACGAUGUACUUGAUGACUGAUUUUGUGUAUACCAUAACAAGUUGUUCACGCAUCACUUCUUGGGAAUUCUCCCAUUGGAAAUCUGGAUACAUUGACUUCAUGGUUUGGAGGCCAAGUGGUAGUAAUUAUAAACUGGUGGCUUACAACACUAUUUAUGUUUCAGGUAAAAAUACCACAACAUACACGGUGGUUGAGUACGAGAGGAUUGCUGUUCUUCAUGGUGAUGUCAUUGGCUGGCGGAGCAAGGGAGAUAACUUAGUGACAAGUGGACCAUGUUUAGGACCAUGUGCAGAGGGAUACAAAGUGUCACCAAACAAUGUUCAAAUCGGAGAGGAGUUCGAUUGGACUAACUCGGGCACGUCGAUCAAUGGGACUGCAUAUGCUAUCAAAGCAUGCCUAGAAGACAAUGAAGCAAUAGCGUUUCCAACCUCGACACUCAGCGCUAAGAUACCUGACCACUUACCUGUUGGAUCUUUCGUUACGUUACUGGAGCCAGACGGCGCAGACUAUGCUGAAGUCGUUAAUUAUACCGUCUUGCAACACCCAUCGUAUCCAAAUUCUAUGGAAUAUUUCAAUGUUGGCGAAACAUCAGGCCAAAUUACAGUGGCGAAAAGAUUCCUGAAAGCCAAAGUGAAGAAUGAUUAUGCCUUCCUUGUCAGGGCUAAGGAUUCUUGUAAUACCACUGCAACGGCGACAGUUUCUAUUCAAACACAGAAUAUGCCGCCUGAAGUCCUUGGUAUGCCUAAUAUUAUCUCCAUAACUGAAGAAACCGACGGAGAUACAAAAUUGUAUACAACAAUUGUGGAAGAUCCCAGCGGGGAUAGCGUUUGUUGUUCAUUAGAGAGUACGUUACCGAAGACGAAUAAUUUCGUGGUUUUCGGAAAUGACACAGGAAUCCGUGUCAAUUAUUCCAUCAUGGCCAGCGACGCUCCUGCAUUUUCUUACAGACAAUAUAAUUCUUACAUCGUGAAGUUAUGUUGUGACGACGACGAAGACAAAUCAACCGGGGUACUUAUUGUCAACAUCAAGAAACCAAACAAAACAACAACGUAUGAGCCGCCAGGAUGGUUUAUGUUAUCAAUCGGGUUAUCCUGUGUGCCAAUUUUCCUCAUGGCUUUGAUGGCAUGUGUUGUGCUUAUCCAAACAAUGUUUGUUCCAGAAGAAUUAAAGAAGAAAUAAAUUGUCAUGUUUAGCAUUCUUAGAUCAACAUAUACUUUGAUGUUUUCUUACAUUUUUGUCAUAUAACUUUGUUUUGGUUUUUCAAAGUGACAGUAAAUUGAUUUGAGCAUUAAGUGUGUCCAUUUACUUUUCUUGGAAAAUUUGCUUUUCAACAAUAAGUCGUAUAUUUUUGGAGUGUCAUCUCUGUUAAUUCAUUAGAUUUCAAAGGUCAACUGUACAUUGACUCUUUUAAAUGUGAUAUCAGUACUAAAUAUCAUCCUCUUUGUAUGUAAGAGAUAAAAGACGAAACUGUUACUUUUGUGAGAAAAAGAACUAAUAAAGGCCCUUUGUUUUUUUAAUGUGGAUACAUAAUAGGGUAGAAAAAUACAACGGUUGAUUAUUAAAAUGUAAUUCACCGUUUACCCUCUGAAUCACGAUAUCUAUCAGUGACAUUUCAUGACGUAAAAGACAUAGUAAGUCUGUUUCUUUAAUUUAAUGCUAAUUGGAAUGUCUAAUUUUUCUUUCCAGCGAAUCUGUACCCGUCCAAUAAGUUAGUAGUUUUACCUGUCUCCUUCCAUUAUUUUAAGUAUUGAAAAUAUACCAUCUUUUAUUAUCAAGAAAAGACAAUGAAUGGUCACUUAAAAGUAUUGAAUUGUUCAAAAUUUCCAAGUAAAAGAACAUUAAUUAUAUAACUUUACUGUGCAAAUGUAACUGACUGCUGCUUGUUUUUUGUUAUGUUAAUGUAUAUGGGUAUAGUCCACUAAUGUAUUUUUUA
Molecule: messenger RNA, 5476 nt
Organism: Magallana angulata
Lineage: Eukaryota; Metazoa; Mollusca; Bivalvia; Ostreida; Ostreidae
Product: collagen alpha-3(VI) chain-like
Exons: 21
Coding region: 22-4722 (1566 amino acids)
Biological process (GO): homophilic cell-cell adhesion
Cellular component (GO): membrane
Molecular function (GO): calcium ion binding
Source: RefSeq, a predicted model, not a curated record